CUUUCGAUUGUUAAUAUUAAAUGUUAAUGCAUACAAGUCACCCUGGUUAGUCUAAUAAUAUUAUUUGUAGUAAUACUAAUAGUGUUACAUGUACUGUAGGGCAUCUGCUAGGCCUUUUAACAAGUUGAAGUUGACCUCUUAAAUCUUUGAACAUUUCCAAGUAGCAAUAGGCUCUUAUAUCUCAGCCAUUGUCUAUAUCUUAAGUCUAACCAGUUAUGUAAAUUAUCCACUGGCAUUGCACAGCCCCCUCUUGGGAUCAACAACUCAGAGAAAAUUGAAAAUUUUCAAAGUUGUUAAAGCUUGAGUCUAGUAUGAAUGUAGCUACUCCAUUAUUAGAGGAGAAAAACGUUGACUACGAAGGAACAGUUAUGGAGAAGUGUCUGUUGGGAAAUAAAAUUGUCUUUUUACCUCAAGAAAUAUGUGAGCAGGAAGAGAUAUUUAAAAAAGUUAUGAGUUUGGAGACGUGGGAUAGUGUGUUAUCAGAAAAUCAACGCUGUCAUCUCAUGAAAUUCCUUCCAUCAUUCUCAGAAAACGAUCAAGAAGAAAAGAAAGAUAUACUUAGGAAACUUUUUGAUGGAGAAAACUUCAAGUUUGGUAACCCAUUAAGAAAGUUCUUCAAGAAGCUCAAUGAUGGUGUAAUGGCCCCCGAUGUAGCCAAGAUGACAGCACUUCUUCGGAAAGCAACAUAUAGGGAGUACAGAUAUCAACAACAACAGUAUUACUGUCGGCUUUUACAAGAAAUUCUCAUAUCUAGAAAAAAAUUACUUGAUGCUGCAUCUGUACUGCCACCUCAUCAACAUGUUAAAAUAGAACAGUUCACACCCAAGACAAGAGAUCCAACUCUUGAGGAUCGAACAAAGUGGAGAUACUUCAGUGAACUUCAGUCAGUUCGAGAAGAAUGUGGAGAGCUGGAUACUUCUUCAGAAGAUGAAAACUAUCCAGAAGGAAGCCCACUCAAGCUGACAAAAAAACACAAGAAACAACUUCAUAACCUGGAAACAGCUCUUAAUCCUGACAUGCAUAGAGUUGUGUCAACCAUAGCAACUGGCUCAGGUAUCCACAACUCUGGUUCUGGCAGAUUCAUUUGCCGUUCCCUAGCAACAUGUGAAAUGACUGAAGAAAGAUACAGAGAGAUGCUUCUCAAGCAUAAGAGAAGAAAAAUGGACAAAGAAAAACAUCCAGAGUUAGAUGUUAGUAACAUCAGUUUAGAAGGAUUGAUAGCAAGAACAAAUAUGACUCGUCGUCCAACGCCUAAACCACUUGAGCAACAUGUUAAGAAGAGAAGCAAGAACAGUGAAAUAUUAGAAAAAAAAUCCAAAACACCUCGUUCUACUACCAGUGAAUCUCAGGCUUUAGAUAGUGCUGCUGGAAACAGCCAGGAGCCGAUACCACAACCACCGGUUGUUACAGAGGCAAGUAACAUUAAAGUGGAGAAUAAAAUUGCACCCGAGCAAGCAGAGGAUGACGAAGAUAUGGAUGUAGAUAUUGGAAGUGAUGGGGAGGCACCUUUUGUUUUUCCUGCAAGAGCAUCCACCCCUGAACAAGAAGGAAAUCUACCAGUUUCUUUUUUUUCACUCUUAAGAGAUUUGUUUCUCUCAACACCAGAGAUGAAGAUGUCAGCUGUGAAGCUUGAAGAACGAGUAAGAAUGUGGUUAGAAAGUCCUGUUGUUGUUGGCUGUGACUGGCUAGGAGGUCAUGAUAACUGGACAGAACUGGUUAGCUCAGCACUGAAGUACUUAGCUGGAGAUCUAAUAGCUAUUCUGCCAGAAAACUUUGUUCCUUACUUGGACUACAAAGAAAAACAGCAGCAGUGGCAGUGGAUUGGAGCAGGACGAGACUCUGACAAACAGUUGUGUGCUUUGUGUCAGCAGUGGCAAGAAAACCUAGGUGAUGUGUCUACAGAAGCAUUGGAGUCGGCACAGGGUUCUCCUCCUCCUCCAAGAGUUCCCACAGAUUGGUCAGUUCGGCCAUCAAAUGAAGAAGAAAAAAAGAGCUACAGAGAACAGGAAUGCAUUAGAUACCAAAAUCCACAUAAAGCAUACACUUUUCGUAUCCAUGGUUAUGAGGCUGUUGUUGGACCAGUGAAAGGAGUUUACAGGAAGGAAACAGGGGUGAAUAAAGCCAGAGAACAUUCUCUCUUGGUGUCAGACCGACCACCUUUUGUAACGAUUCUUUCUUUGGUUCGAGAUGCUGCAGCAAGGCUUCCUAAUGGAGAAGGAACAAGGGCAGACAUAAGUGAACUCUUGAAGGAUUCUCAGUAUCUUGCUCCUGGAAGUGAUCAACAGAUGUAUGCCAUGGUAAGUGGAGCACUGGACCGACUUCACUAUGAGAAAGACCCGUGUGUGAAGUAUGACGUCAAUAGAAAACUAUGGAUUUAUCUACAUCGUAACAGAACAGAAGAGGAAUUUGGUAUGAUUACAUUUAUUGUGAAAGCAAAGGAAACUCUGCGGCCAGCUUCGACCUUAGCUAUGAGUGCUAUCAUAGAUACUGCUGCCAUCACCACAGUAACAGAUGUUACUGUCAACGUAACUUCAAGCAGGAGUGGUGGAUCCAGACCUCAA
This is a messenger RNA of Limulus polyphemus (Atlantic horseshoe crab), 2561 nucleotides long. Its product is annotated as nuclear factor related to kappa-B-binding protein-like. Lineage: Eukaryota; Metazoa; Arthropoda; Merostomata; Xiphosura; Limulidae. The transcript has 19 exons. The record is from RefSeq and is a predicted model, not a curated record. The annotation marks the transcript as partial. Gene Ontology annotation, molecular function: protease binding. Gene Ontology annotation, cellular component: Ino80 complex.